Lingula anatina is the source of this 3454-nucleotide messenger RNA. Its product is annotated as dual specificity protein kinase CLK2. Gene Ontology annotation, molecular function: protein serine/threonine kinase activity; ATP binding. Gene Ontology annotation, cellular component: nucleus. NCBI's taxonomy places the organism in Eukaryota, Metazoa, Brachiopoda, Lingulata, Lingulida, Lingulidae. Gene Ontology annotation, biological process: protein phosphorylation; regulation of RNA splicing. The record is from RefSeq and is a predicted model, not a curated record.
AUGAGGCUCAGUAACAGAGACAAUGAGGUUGCUGCCCUAAAAAUUAUUAAAAAUGUAGAGAAGUACCGAGAAGCGGCCAAACUUGAGAUUAAUGUCCUAGAAUUCAUGCACAGUAAAGACCCUGAGGGGACAUUCUUAUGUGUGAAAUUCUUUGACUACUUCGACUACCAUGGACACAUGUGUCUGAGCUUCCAGAUGCUGGGCAUCAGUAUAUUUGACUUUAUGGCUGCACAAAUGGUGCUAGAAAAACUUGGCUGGUCUCAACCUUGUGAUGUGUGGAGUAUAGGCUGCAUUCUCUUUGAGCUGUACACAGGGUUUACACUAUUCCAGACACAUGACAACAGAGAGCAUUUAGCAAUGAUGGAGAGGAUACUGGGUUCCUUGCCCUACAGAAUGACCAAGAAGACAAAAAAACAGAAGUAUUUCUAUCAUGGCCAGUUAGACUGGAAUGAGAAAAGUGAACCAGGAAGAUAUGUGAAAAACAACUGCAAACCUCUUGGGCGCUACAUGGUCUGCGACUCUGACGGGGACAUGAACCUCUUCAAUUUAAUCGAACGCAUGCUGGAAUACGACCCAUCGUCCAGAAUCACACUCAAGGAGGCGCUGGAGCACCCGUUCUUUUCGACGCUUCCUGAUUCUCAGAAGCUUCCAAUGGAGUCAAAAAACGAGGAUCGUGAGCGCUCACAUAGUCUGAGUAGAUAGCCGACCUUUGACCUCAGAAAUUGUGUUAGGUGUGAUAUUGAGACAUUUUGAGGGUCGCAGCAGAUCGUUGUCUUAGGAGAGAGAUACAAAAAUUGAUACUUCAGAUAAAAUCCUUUUUUUUUUUUUUUUUUUUUUGCUCAAAGUGGAACUUUUUUUUUUCAAUCUAUAAACAUCACAGCCCCUGCCAGUGCCAGUAAAGAAUUCUACCACCCUCAUUGUAUACUCGAGUUCACAUAAGAAACUUCACACUCAUACUGUUGAUCCACAUAUUUUCUGCCUCCUGGCUUUCAAUUUCUGACACAUGAUUAAUUUCACCCUUUGUCUUUUGGCAUGUCUUCCUUGACUGUGUAUUAAUUAUGACUAUAUCCAUAUUCCAUUUUGUAUUAAGUAACCAAAAUAAAACAAAAUAAAUAUAUAAAAAUGACCUCUUGGAUAUAUUGUCUCACAUUUACUGCUGCCCUCUUUUGGUGCACAGUUUGGUGCUAUUAGUUUUAUGAAAAAACUUCACAUGAAAUGCAUAUAUUAACCGUAUUAAAUGCAUAAGGAAGACUAGUCAAACCCAUUACUGUGAUAGUAAUAUUUUAAGUAUAAUUUUAAUUCAACAGUUGAGGGGUGUGGAUUUUUCUCCAGUUUGCAGGCACUGGCAGGUAAAGAUAGUAUUUUAAAAAGAAAAUUUGAAACCCAAAAUUGGCAUCAAAAAGAUUGAACAUGUUUUUCAAUGGGUUAAAAAAUUAAUUUGAAAAAAAUUUGGUUUCAGAACUCAUAAAAACAAAUUUAUUCUGGCUUCUCCAAAAUGUCAGUUUUAUUUUUAGUUUAUACUUUUGUAAAAAAAAAAUCUCCUUUUUUUGCGACCGAGAUGAAUAGACGAAAAAGUGACAACUACCAAAGGAAAAAUGACAAUAGCUAUGCUACGAAACACCAUGUCAGCGCUCACAGAAAUCCUCAUGUAACCAAUGUAAAUUAAAGUAUUGGUGAUAACUCAUAUAAACUAUUAUCAUAAUUAUAUUGAAUUUUUGUAACCAGUUGAACGUUGUGUUGCUAGGAGACGUGUAUUAACAAACCAAGGGACACAUUGCAAUACGAGACGAGAGGAAACUUAAGAGGAGAAAAAUAUAUAUAUAUAUACAUACACAUAUUCUACAGGCGCUGUAUUUGUUUUACCUUUAUCCUAAAUUCAACAGCAGGCUAUCACCCAAGGCAAAUUCAGACCAGUUUUAAAUUUAAACCUUAGCGAGUGUUCAAUGCAUCACCAUCUGCUGUGGUUGAAUUAUUCCAUGGUACCUCUGAGUAAAAUGGUCAAAAGUCUCUUCUGGGACAGUCUUUUGUUGAACAUCUGAACAGAGGUCUAUAUCCGUGGUAUGGUAAUGCACAUCUCUGGUGGUGGUGGUGCUUUAUGCCAGAGUAGGUUUAAUUUGGAACUGGUGUGAGUGUACCCAGAGUUACCAGCAUGACAGUACUCAAAAUGUAAUCUUUUGUGCAACAUCCUAUGAACAGAAAGUUACUUACAGGAGUCUGUCAAAAUGAUACAAAAAAACAGGCCACCUGUUGAUGCAUUUUCUUGUCCCAGCCCCAGAAAAUUAACUACACCAAUGACAUCUGUUGGCAGCUUUGCACACCAAAGCUGUAUCUUAUUGAAUGAAUUUGGUGUAGUUUUGGUGAGGAAUUUUUUUCCUUAUAGAUCUGUAAAAAAUAUUGGACACCUUAACUGCAUUUAUAAGUAGUUCAGAAUUAUUUAAAAGGUGUGACAUAUCACUUCCCAACUCUUUAGUUCAUUAUUUGUAUUGUCUGAAUUAGAAUUUUUUAAGACGGAGAAAAAUCACAUAAUCAUUGUACUUUUCCCUAGACAUGAGGAAAAGCAAAAAUUGCUUACUUAGUUUUAAGAUAGAAUUUAUGUUGAAUGCUUUUCUCUAGUCUGAAAAAGAAACUGUGUAUUGUUUUUUUUUUAUGCACAGCUAUGUGGUUAUUGUAGUCAAGUGGACCUAAAUGAAAUGCUCCAUUUAUUAUUAAAUUAAGUAAUUAUAUAUUGAACAAACAAUUAUUUACUCCAAAUAAAACUUAAAUGAUGUUCUUAGUAGUUUUAAAGGUCUAAAACUACAGCAGUGGCAUGUAUUCAUAAAAAACAGUCCCAUAAUCUUCUUGUUUAUAGAAUGUACUGUAAUGGAAUUAAGUUAUUAUUUAAAGGUUGCAAGUUUUAGUCCAUGUGUUUUCUGUAUAUAGUCUGUAUUAGAGCAGUGCUGCCGUAGUCGAAUAUCGAUCUAGGUUUGCUUCUUAUGGAAUGCAACUAGUGCUUCGAGAUAUUUUAAGCACCAUUUAAUAUAAAUCCUGUGAAUAGAAUGGUGCUAAAACCCACCAAGCUCACUUAUAAAGCUAUCAUUAUGUUGAAUAUGGCUGCUGGAUUUUCCUUUUGUAGUUGUGGACAAGUUGUAAAUGGCAACACCAGUCAUGUUUCCCAUCACUGGUAGAUGGCAGCACCAACUGGUGAUCUACACUCUUUGUAGAUGGCAGCACCACUACUGGUAGACUGAGACUACAUGUAGAUGGCAGCACCAGCUUGGUUCACCCUUUCUGUAGAUGGCAGUACCACCAGGCUGCUCCCACUAUGUGUAGAUGGCAGCACCAGUUGGUUGCUUUCACUAUUUGUAGGUGGCAGCACCAGCUGGCCAAUCCCACUGGUGGUAGCCCAUCUAGUUUUGUACAUGUGUAUGUUGUGUUCCUAAAAUGAAUACAAUAAAUUUUAUUUCAUGAAAGUUAA